AUGGGCGUCGCUGAAGAUGCUUCGUCGGGCGUCGGCUAUAGGUGGGGGAGGAACCACGGCCGUCGCCGAGCCGCACGCGUGAACCCCUGUGUCAAAGCCGAGCCGCGCCUGCGCCAAGCCGAGCCGGUCCCUGUCCUCUUCCAGCCGAGCCGCCAAGACCAAUUUGGCUCCAUCCACCUACAUUUUGGGCGUCUUGGACCGAGUGACCGGUGCGGCGAGAGACUCUCUUCAGUAGGGACUCAUCCACUGCAACCUUUUCUGGGGAUCCCGUUGCUUGGAAAGCACACGUGUCUUGCGGUUAGGACUCGUCGGGUGAAUCUCCAGGGAGAAUGCCGCCACGUAGAGGUGCACGCCGAGGAGGUGGUAGGGGAGGCAGAGGUGCCGGUCGUGGCCAGCCGGAGGCGCCACCUGCUGCACCGGCAGUCGACCCAAAUGCACCGGUCACCCAGGCGGAUCUCGCCGCGAUGGAGCGGCGCUAUCAGGACAUGCUGCAAGCUGCUUUGGCGCCUUUCCUAGCCGCCCAGCAGAACCAGGCCGCCCAGCAGAACCAGGCCGCCCCUGCUCAGGCCCAAGCCG
Messenger RNA from Cucumis melo (muskmelon), 576 nucleotides. RefSeq lists its product as uncharacterized. The transcript has 5 exons. The record is from RefSeq and is a predicted model, not a curated record. NCBI's taxonomy places the organism in Eukaryota, Viridiplantae, Streptophyta, Magnoliopsida, Cucurbitales, Cucurbitaceae. Bases 1 to 516 code for a protein of 171 amino acids.